AUGAUAACUGGCUCGGUUCCAAGGAAACGAAAUGGUCGAGAGAGCGUAUCUUUGAAUAGUUGUCCCAGCGAUUUACUUCGCAUUUCGGCGGGAACUGUGGCGACUAUCCUUCCAGCAGCUUUAUUGGCUCGGUUUGCACGUCUUCGCAAUAUCACUGAACGUCUCGUUUCAUUCUUAAAGACCAAAAGUACCACUACAAGUAUCGACCAGAAUCCACCACAGAUGCCAAGUAAAGCCCAAAAUACCUCACGCCAACCAUAUGCUUCUGCAAUGAACGACAUCAAGAAAUAUCCAGAGGGGCUUCCACAAACAGCGGCCCAGAGGAAUAUGCUCAUCGCGGGUCCUAUUUGA
Sclerotinia sclerotiorum 1980 UF-70 is the source of this 351-nucleotide messenger RNA. RefSeq lists its product as hypothetical. The coding region runs from base 1 to 351 and encodes 116 amino acids. The transcript has a single exon. The record is from RefSeq and is a predicted model, not a curated record. NCBI's taxonomy places the organism in Eukaryota, Fungi, Ascomycota, Leotiomycetes, Helotiales, Sclerotiniaceae.